UCGCAGCAUCAGGUUCACGCUGUGCAGCAGCUGGCUAAGGUCAUGGGCUGGCACGUGUUGAGCUUCAGUAAUCACGUGGGCCUCGGCCCCAUCGAGAGCAUCGGGAACGCCUCCGCCAUCACGGUCACGUCUCCCAGCGGAGAACAUGCCAUCUCAGUGCGCAACGGUCCAGAGAGCGGCUGUAAGGUGCUGGUUCAGUUCCCACGCAAUCAAGCCAAAGAGCUGCCCAAGAGCGACGCGGUGCAGGACGCCAGAUGGACGCACCUGAGGGGCCCUUACAGGGAGGUGCACUGGGGCCGCAUGGAAGGAAGAAACUUUGUGUACAAGAUGGAGCUGCUGAUGGCGGCCCUGACCCCGUGUCCCUAGAGCCGCAGCGGUCGUGUCUCUUCACUCUGAUCGCUCUCGGGCUUCGCCUCUGGAGUCACCGUGUCAUUUUUCUGAGAAAAGGUCAGUGAUGGCCAAAGCACGUGUUGGAAAUAAAACAUUUGUACUUCAAGAUCUGCAGUUUUCAU
Messenger RNA from Sinocyclocheilus grahami, 512 nucleotides. Its product is annotated as mediator of RNA polymerase II transcription subunit 17-like. The record is from RefSeq and is a predicted model, not a curated record. NCBI's taxonomy places the organism in Eukaryota, Metazoa, Chordata, Actinopteri, Cypriniformes, Cyprinidae. Gene Ontology annotation, cellular component: core mediator complex; mediator complex. Bases 43 to 366 code for a protein of 107 amino acids. Gene Ontology annotation, molecular function: transcription coregulator activity. Gene Ontology annotation, biological process: regulation of transcription by RNA polymerase II. The transcript is spliced from 2 exons.